Molecule: messenger RNA, 1270 nt
Organism: Apodemus sylvaticus (European woodmouse)
Lineage: Eukaryota; Metazoa; Chordata; Mammalia; Rodentia; Muridae
Gene: Dusp26
Product: dual specificity phosphatase 26
Exons: 3
Coding region: 54-689 (211 amino acids)
Biological process (GO): protein dephosphorylation; negative regulation of MAPK cascade
Cellular component (GO): cytoplasm
Molecular function (GO): MAP kinase phosphatase activity; protein tyrosine/serine/threonine phosphatase activity
Source: RefSeq, a predicted model, not a curated record
CCCAUCCUCGCUGAAACUGCUCCGCAGCAGCCACAGUUCCUGCCACCGUGAAGAUGUGCCCUGGGAACUGGCUCUGGGCCUCCAUGACUUUUAUGGCCCGCUUCUCCCGAAGCAGUUCAAGGUCCCCUGUCCGUACCCGAGGGAGCCUGGAGGAGAUGCCUACUGUUCACCAUCCCUUCCUCAACGUCUUUGAGUUGGAAAGGCUCCUCUACACAGGCAAGACGGCCUGUAACCACGCUGACGAGGUCUGGCCGGGCCUCUACCUCGGAGACCAGGACAUGGCCAACAAUCGCCGGGAGCUCCGUCGCCUGGGCAUCACCCAUGUCCUCAACGCCUCACACAGCAGGUGGCGAGGCCCCCCUGAGGCCUAUGAGGGACUGGGCAUCCGCUACCUGGGUGUCGAGGCCCAUGACUCGCCAGCCUUUGACAUGAGCGUCCACUUUCAGACCGCUGCGGAUUUCAUCCAUCGGGCACUGAGCCAGCCAGGAGGGAAGAUCCUGGUGCACUGCGCCGUGGGAGUGAGCAGAUCCGCCACCCUGGUGCUGGCCUACCUCAUGCUGUACCACCACUUCACCCUUGUGGAGGCCAUCAAGAAGGUUAAGGACCACCGGGGCAUCAUCCCCAACCGGGGUUUCUUGAGGCAGCUCCUGGCCCUGGACCGUAGGCUGCGGCAGGGUCUAGAGGCGUGAGCUGAAAGCAAUCAGGCCAGAUCCCUGGGCGCUUUCCUGGCUCCCCGCUGGGAAGAGAAAACCCAGGUGGCAGGCAGGAGAAAGGCCAGACAACCCAUCCUCCCCCAGUGGCAGGAGAGUGAAGGGCCCCAAGACCAGUGGCUCUUUGUGGAUGGGAAUGGAGAGCCAGGAUGGGCAGGGUGGUCCGUGGGGGGGCUGCCGACCGGGGAAGGAAGUAGCUGGUCUGUAAGAGGAUGCCUCUCUGAUUAAGACAGCCCUGGGUUCCAGCAGGGAGUGCCCAAAUGACUCAGAACCUCUUCCCCUCAUUGUGUUCACGUGUCCCCCCUUUCACUUUCCAAACAAAAGCACCGCUGCCCUGCAGUACCUGAGCAGUGGGGGGUGUCAGGGGUGCAGUUACAUGACCGUGAAGGAAGGUGGUACAGGUCGCUGAAAACGAGUCCAUCGGUGAUGGAGUGGUGUGAAAACCACAAAUGCAGAGGGAGAUACCUACUGCUGUGCAACUCCAGGAAGAGGGGGUGUAUGAGGACUGACAUGACACCCUACGGGAGCUGCUCAGGGUCAAAAGACAUGAGUCUUUAGGU